AUGGACAAGGUUCUACAAUCGAUUUACCCCAGCAUGACUGCAGCUGCAGAUUUUCUUUGGAACACUAAACGAGUUGUCCAAGCUAUCGUGCUGUGGAAAGAGUGCUUAACAUUCCUAAAUAACAAACACGUAGAAAAAGAAAAUGACCUUGCCAGAGAAGUGAGUAUGGUGCUGUACGAUAGGCUGUGUCAUGGGUAUGCUGCUAUUUACAAACAUUCACCGGCUAUAGAAUAUGGCAAAAAGCUUUUAGUCCUACUACGUAAAUUUAAGAGAAAAAAGGAAGAAGGUGACACAGCCUACACGCUAGCAAAACUGUAUUACCAAAAAAGUGAAUACAAGGAAGCACAAGAAUAUUUUCAGAAAGCACUUACCAUCAAGACAGAAAUAGGCGACAAAAACGGAGAAGCGAGAUGCUACAUAACCCUGGGAGUAUCAUUUCAGUCUGUCGGAGAAUAUGCCAAGGCUGAAGAAUAUAUUCAGAAAGCACUUACCAUCACUACAGAAAUUGGCGACAAACUCGGAGAAGCGUCAUGCUCCAUAGAGCUAGGAAACGUCUUUGCGUAUGUCGGAGAAUAUGCCAAGGCUGAAGAUUAUCUCCAGAAAGCACUUACCAUCACUACAGAAAUUGGCGACAAACACGCAGAAGCGUCCUGCUACAUAAACCUAGGAGGCAUGGUUCGUCCUGUCCGAGAAUAUGCCAAGGCUGAAGAAUAUCUUCAGAAAGCACUUACCAUCAUCAUAGAAAUUGGCGACAAACACGGAGAAGCGUCAUGCUAUGGAAACCUAGGAAACGUGUUUCAUUCUGUCGGAGAAAAUGCCAAGGCUGAAGAAUAUCAUCAGAAAGCACUUACCAUCAUGACAGAAAUUGGCGACAAACACGGAGAAGCGUUUUGCUCCAUAGGGCUAGGAAACGUGUUUCAUUCUGUCGGUAAAUAUGCCAAGGCUGAAGAAUAUCUUCAGAAAGCACUUACUAUCACGACAGAAACUGGCGACAAAAACGGAAUGGCGCAAUGCUACAUAACGCUAGGACGCUUGUUUCGUUCUGUCGGAGAAUAUGCCAAGGCUGAAGAAUAUCUUCAGAAAGCACUUACCAUCACGACAGAAAUUGACGACAAACGUGGAGAAGCGUUAUGCUACGGAAACCUAGGAAACGUGUUUCAGUCUGUCGGAGAAUAUGCCAAGGCUGAAGAAUAUCUUCAGAAAGCACUUACCAUCACGACAGAAAUUGACGACAAAGAAGGACAAGCGUCAUGUUACUUAAACCUAGGAAACGUCUUUCAGUUUGUCGGAGAAUAUGCCAAGGCUGAAGAAUAUCUUCAUAAAGCAAAGUACAUCAUUAAAGAAAUUGGUGGCAAAAGCAUCGAAGCAUCAUUCUACGGAAAUUUUGGAAGGUUGUGUCUAACUGUCGGUGAACAUACCAAGGCUGAAGAAUGUUUUAAAAAAUCUCUUCAAAUUAGCAAGGACACUGGAGACAUCGAAUUGCAGUUUAAAGCUCACCUAAACCUACAUUAUUGUUCUUUAGUAUUAACAGGAAACGCAUCUGAAGCUUUAUCGAAUCUCCUUGCUAGCAUUGAGAAGUGCGAGAGAAUCCUUGACUUUCUACCAAACAAAGAUCGAUUUAAGAUAUUAUUUUUUGAUAAGCACGCGUCCCCCUAUCGACUGUUUAGUUCACUGUGUUCUUCUUCUGGAAAACACUAUGAGGCUUUACACGUUGCUGAGCUAGGUAGAGCCAGAGCUCUAGCAGACCUAGUAUCAAAUCGGUACUUUUUGGAGAAAGAAGUAUCCCUCAACCCAGAAUCGUUUGCUGGCGCCUUGAAGGUCAUUAGAGAUAGUAGUAACCGAACUUGCCUAUACAUUUCCUACCAUGGUGAAGAUAUCCUUCUUUGGACUGUAAAACAAAGCAAGCCGAUAGCUUUCCGAAAAACGAAACUUUCUGAAAGCUAUGUUAGCAAGCACGGAAAACUGUCUGUGGAUGACCUUUUUAAAGAGGAGAGCUUAUUAAGAAAUUUUCACGUUUUACCUCAAGAGCAAUGCGAAGACCGAUCACUCUUCUCCUCGUACGCCAACCAACUUACAAACGAAGCAAAUCUGGAAGAUAGUCUCUCAUCCUUGCGUCCUCUUUUAGAUGAGGAAGAAGUAAUCACAGACCCUGAACCGCCAACCCUGUUUCAGGUUUACAACAUGUUGAUUGCUCCCGUAAGUGACUUGCUAGAAGGAUCUGAAGAAAUCAUUGUUGUUCCUGAUCGCUGCUUCUUCCAAGUUCCGUUUGCAGCAUUACAUGAUAAAUGUAACCGCUAUUUAUCAGACACUUUCAAGAUACGCAUUGUCCCUUCUUUGACGACUCUCAAGCUCAUUCUGGACAGUCCAGCGGGCUCUCACAGCGAAACUGGUGCAUUGAUUGUGGGUGAGCCAAGUGUGAGGGAUGUGUAUUUCAAGGGAGAGUUAAGGAAACUCUGUAAAUUGCCUGGCGCGAAAGCGGAAGCAGAGAUGAUAGCAAGACUACUACCUGAAUCUCACCUUUUAAUAGGAGAGCAAGCAACAAAGCAGGCGGUUCUUCAGAGGAUACCCUCAGUAAGUCUCGUACAUUUCGCUGCUCAUGGUGACGCCGAAAGAGGAGAAAUUGCUCUUACCCCUCCUGACUCCACUAUGGGGAUUCCACAUGAACAAGACUACUUACUCUCAAUGGCCGACAUCUCACAAGUUACACUAACCGCAAAACUGGUGGUCCUUAGCUGUUGCCAUACCGCACGUGGACAGAUCAAAACAGAAGGCGUUGUUGGAAUCGCUCGAGCAUUCUUAGGAUCGGGUGCACGCUCAGUGUUGGUGGCACUGUGGGCCUUACAAGACGAUGCAACAGAGCAGUUCAUGAGAAGAUUCUACGAAAACCUUGUCCAAGGAAAAAGUGCAAGUGAAUGUCUUCACCGGGCCAUGAAGUGGAUGCGAAAUAACGGUUUUUCUGAAGUGAGGCAGUGGGCACCUUUUAUGCUGAUUGGGGAUGACGUGUCAUUUCACUUUGGUGAAAAAAAGUGA
Porites lobata is the source of this 3030-nucleotide messenger RNA. The record is from the annotation of a GenBank genome assembly. NCBI's taxonomy places the organism in Eukaryota, Metazoa, Cnidaria, Anthozoa, Scleractinia, Poritidae.